AAAAAAUAAAGCGUAAUGAAAUACGUCACGGUGUAAACGGGGCAGGCUCGCUGACAAACGCGGAACUAGUAGAGGAUUCACGUGAUUGUCAGUCGGACAUAUUUCCCCAGCGGACAACUUGUCUGAACUGCUACGAUGUAUUCAGCAGGAACAGAGAGUUUGAUCAAACAAGCCAGGGAGAUCGGGGAGGAGGAGCUACAGAAGUUCUACUGCAGGAUCACCAAGCAGCUGAUGGGUAAAGAACACGGCCAUGAUGUCAUCGACUCACUCCAGAGACUACACCUGAUCAUGGCCUCAACCAAGUACACUAGGAGGCUGCCAGUGGAGCUGCAUGACCGUCUGCUGUCACUUUGUGUGUCUUCCUCUGUGGAGCAGCUGACUGUGUUGACCUCGGCAGUACUCAGAGAAACACUGCCCCCCUCUGGUCCGGGGCAGAUCUACACCCUACAUGACCACAGCCCUUUACCCAGUCAUACUGCUGCUUUAAUGCUGUCACAGGCAGAGUCUAAAGAAGACCUGUCAGCGCUCUCCUCUCUCCUCCUUCGAAGUUUGGAGGGACGACCAGCAGGCAUACUCUCUCACCUUCACACUCUGCCUCUUCUCAACACCAUCAUCACCUACUGCCCAGAGAGCCUUACUGAAGAUCAUGUGACCCUGCUCAGUAAGAGGCUUGUCGAAUGGCUGCGCUACGCCAGUGUUCAGCAGGGAGGUGUGGCCUCGUCAGGAGGGUUUUUCACUGGCCCUCGAAUACGUCAGCCGGGGCCGGUGGUGGAGCUGGACGGCUGUGUGUGUGGGGAUUUCUUCACGGUGCUGUGUGUCAGCCAAGCCUUCUCAGACGACCAAUGGAUGAACCUCUACAGUUUCUCUCUGCUACGCCAUUGGCUGAUCACAUACCACAAUGUAACGGAUGGCAACAACAGCACAGACGCAGAUGACAGGUCGGAGGUGGACGGCUCUGUGGUUUCCAUGGUAUCAGCCACGUCGUCCUCCAGCAGACUCCUUCCUCCUAAAGAACGUCUGAGAGAGAAGAGUUUCCAGUACUGCCAACGCCUCAUAGAACAGAGUGACCGCAAGGCGCUGAAGAGAACAGACACAGAGCUACAGAAAGCAUGCUUGGUGGAGGCGGUGCGUAUCCUGGACGGUGUGUGUGUGGAGGAUGCAGGGUGUGUGUAUCGUGCGUUCCCGUGUGUUAAGUCACUGUUCGGCCGUCUGAACUCUGACCUGUCCUGCAGCAGAGUCCUCCUGCCCAUCGCUCAGUUCUACCUGAACCACGGGGAGACUGCAGCGGUGGACAGUGAGUGUGUGUGGAGGUGUGUGUUUGGUGUUCUCCCAGCAGAGUGUUUCAACGACCCCUAUCUGGCCCACGAGACGCUGUCCUUCAUCAGAGCCAAUCAGCUGCAGCUCCAUUCCUCUGUACCACUGUACACACACUACUUCCCUAGCCUGCUCAAGUUCCUAGCGUGGGACAGUCCAGGCCUGGUAUCUGACUAUGUGGAUGUGCUGCCCUCUCUGGUCACGGCUGGGACUGCAGUUGAGCUACUGCACUCUCUACUGGACUUGCCCUGUCUCACUGCUGCUCUCACCCUGCAGCUCAGGUCUGCAUGCUUCCCUGUGUCUGAGCCAGGGGGGCGUGGUCUGUCAUCGCUGGAAGCUUUCCGAAGCCCCGCCCAUAGAGGCCUCUUCCUGUUCCUGUUGAGAGGGGAGGCAGGGUCUGGUGAUACCAUGGACAGACUGAGUGUGCUCCAUGACCUGCUGAUGGAGGCAGCUGAUUGGUCCAGAGUCAUCCAAUCAGCUCAAAGUGUUCCAGUGCUGCUGCACGUCUACUUCAACACAGUUACCACGAUAUCAGAUGAGCGGUUGCUGGCCCAGCUGGUGUUGGUGCUGUUGGAGAGAAGCAGUCUGUUGCUCAACAUCCCCAAAUACACUGCAGAGAUACACCGAGUUUUUAGCCACCACUUGUUGAAGCUGUGUAAGCUCCACCCCUCUCUGGUUGUGGACCAAUCACGGGAGCUGCUGGAGUUUGCUGGAACCACCACUAACAUCCACAGCAAAGAAGACCUGUACACACAUGUGGUGUGGGUGCUAGGUGAGUACCUGUCGGUGUCAUUUGACUCUCGGUGUUCCGUGGAUCUGGUUACUUCCUGUUUCGAGGCAUUGGAGGCAGUCCUCUUCGAGAUCACUUCCUCUGGAAGCCCCUCCCCCAGGGUGGUUACCUCCUUGCUGAGCGCGCUCGCUAAACUGGCUUCCCGUUCCCACGACCUCAUACCCAGGGUUUCUCUGUUCCUCUCUAAGCUUCGUAGCGGAGCAGUCUCCUGGUGUGGCAGUGAGGAGGAUGUUGUCGCCGUAGUGACCAGAGGGGAGGAGUUAUGGUCGCUGCUGAAACUUCCGAGCGUGGCGCUGAGUGUUCUAACCCCGCCUUCCCUCGCCACCUCCCCCCGCUGGCACCGAGACGCCAACGCAACGCUGCCACCUCGACUCAGAACACUGACUGGCCUCACACACACACGCUAAAAUAUAGUCACACAUAGACCUUAAAUCAUUUAUGUUCAUUAAAUGUACUGUAUGUUUUCAUACAGUGAGGGCCAAAAGUAUUGGGACAGUGACGUUGUUGUUGUUGCAACAUAAUCUGACACAACCAAAACAAACAGGACAUCCAACCCCUUUGUAGAGUUACAAGCUUGAUGUAGUUAUUGAAGGAAUAUGGGACCAAAUACUAAAUGUUUCACUGAUGUACUACACAAGUCCAUUUUCCCCAAUGCUUUUGGUCCCCUAAAAUGGGGGGGACUAUGUACAAAAAAUGCUGUAAUUUCUAAAUGUUUCACCUGAUAUGGACGGGAAUAGCCUUAAAGCUGACAUUCUGCACUUUAACCUCAGUCAUUGUAUCAACGUGUUGGAGUACAGAGCCUAAACAACAACAACAACAUGUCACUGUUCCAAUACUUUGAGAUCACUGUCUUUGUUUACACACAUUUUAUAGAUCUGUUUUAAAUCAACAGUUUCUCUGAUAGAAUAUCAUAGAUACAGGAAUGACUGAGCCAUCUAGAUAUAGUUAUACUAGACAGGACUGACUGAGACAUCUAGAUAUAGUUAUACUAGACAGGACUGACUGAGCCAUCUAGAUAUAGUUAUACUAGACAGGACUGACUGAGACAUCUAGAUAUAGUUAUACUAGACAGGAAUGACUGAGCCAUCUAGAUAUAGUUAUACUAGACAGGAAUGACUGAGCCAUCUAGAUAUAGUUAUACUAGACAGGAAUGACUGAGCCAUCUAGAUAUAGUUAUACUAGACAGGACUGACUGAGACAUCUAGAUAUAGUUAUACUAGACAGGACUGACUGAGACAUCUAGAUAUAGUUAUACUAGACAGGACUGACUGAGACAUCUAGAUAUAGUUAUACUAGACAGGACUGACUGAGACAUCUAGAUAUAGUUAUACUAGACAGGACUGACUGAGACAUCUAGAUAUAGUUAUACUAGACAGGACUGACUGAGACAUCUAGAUAUAGUUAUACUAGACAGGACUGACUGAGACAUCUAGAUAUAGUUAUACUAGACAGGACUGACUGAGACAUCUAGAUAUAGUUAUACUAGACAGGACUGACUGAGACAUCUAGAUAUAGUUAUACUAGACAGGACUGACUGAGACAUCUAGAUAUAGUUAUACUAGACAGGAAUGACUGAGCCAUCUAGAUAUAGUUAUACUAGACAGGACUGACUGAGCCAUCUAGAUAUAGUUAUACUAGACAGGACUGACUGAGACAUCUAGAUAUAGUUAUACUAGACAGGACUGACUGAGACAUCUAGAUAUAGUUAUACUAGACAGGACUGACUGAGACAUCUAGAUAUAGUUAUACUAGACAGGACUGACUGAGACAUCUAGAUAUAGUUAUACUAGACAGGACUGACUGAGCCAUCUAGAUAUAGUUAGCUCAGUCAGUCCUGUCUAGUAUAUCUAUAAUGACAGACAUCUACAGUGCCUUCAGAAAGUCUACCUUUUUGUGUUACAGCCUGAAUUUAAAUGUAAAGGUUUCAGUAUAAAGGUACCACAGUAUUACUCCUUAAAGGUGUCAGUAUUACUCCUUAAAGGUGUCAGUAUAAAGGUACCACGGUAUUACUCCUUAAAGGUGUCAGUGUAAAGGUACCACGGUAUUACUCCUUAAAGGUGUCAGUAUAAAGGUACCACAGUAUUACUCCUUAAAGGUGUCAGUAUAAAGGUACCACAGUCUUACUCCUUAAAGGUGUCAGUGUAAAGGUACCACAGUAUUACUCCUUAAAGGUGUCAGUAUAAAGGUACCACAGUAUUACCCCUUAAAGGUGUCAGUAUAAAGGUACCACAGUAUUACCCCUUAAAGGUGUCAGUAUAAAGGUACCACAGUACUACUCCUUAAAGGUGUCAGUAUAAAGGUACCACAGUAUUACUCCUUAAAGGUACCACAGUAUUACUCCUUAAAGGUGUCAGUAUAAAGGUACCACAGUAUUACCCCUUAAAGGUGUCAGUAUAAAGGUACCACAGUAUUACUAAUUAAAGGUGUCAGUGUAAAGGUA
Messenger RNA from Oncorhynchus kisutch (coho salmon), 4544 nucleotides. Its product is annotated as AP-5 complex subunit zeta-1. Gene Ontology annotation, cellular component: AP-5 adaptor complex. The coding region runs from base 136 to 2511 and encodes 791 amino acids. The transcript has 17 exons. NCBI's taxonomy places the organism in Eukaryota, Metazoa, Chordata, Actinopteri, Salmoniformes, Salmonidae. The record is from RefSeq and is a predicted model, not a curated record.